UAGAUACACUUGUUUGUUGUUAAUUACUUCAUUUUGCGGUCCUCUCUCCUCCGGGACUGACUACCGGCACCUUUUGACUUUUACCUUCAAGAUCUCUCUUAGCCAAAGAAGUGUUUUGGGUUUAUUCAAGGAAUAGAAUAAGAUUGAAAUUUAUAUGGACUUACUGCAGUUUGACUUAUAGACUUUGGUGACAAAACAUGCAUCAAACAACAAUGGGAGAAUAUCGAAUUCACGACACUACCAGUGCGAAAGCGAAAAACGUGGAACUGAAUCAUUUUUCAAGACAGAAUUCCUUGGACUUUAAAAUGCAAACAGAUGCUCGCCUCUCGGACAUGGUCCCGUCCGACGAAGAUGAUGUUAUUUCAGACAGUGACUCUCUACUGAACAGCCCAACCUCACAAAGCAAAUUCUGCGACGGAGACCUUAGAGAUUCCAAAGACAAACUGAUGUCCUCAGAAAGUGGAAAAGAAUCCCCAACAAAUGGCGAUGAUUCAAGUGUACGUCGAUAUAGAACGGCUUUUACAAGAGAACAAAUUGGCAGACUGGAAAAAGAAUUCUACAAAGAAAACUACGUCUCGCGUCCGCGCAGAUGCGAACUGGCGAAACUUCUCAAUUUACCUGAAAACACAAUCAAGGUUUGGUUUCAAAACAGAAGAAUGAAGGACAAGAGACAGCGCAUGGCUAUGGCCUGGCCCUACGGCAUUGCCGAUCCACACCUAUAUGCCUAUUUAGCCGCAGCCGCAGCUUCGUAUCCGUACAGCAUCUCACCUUCCAAUUCAAAUCCAUUCAAUUAUUACUCAUCCCUCGGACUUCAGCGUCCAACAAAUAACAUUGGACAAUUUUCAUCCCCGGGACCUCUCAGACCCAGGUCCGAAAUCAUUCCAGGAAUGACAGGAGCCGCGCUUCUCCGAUCGUCUGCAAUGCCAAUCCCACACUCCAUUGCAACAUCCACUCAAUUAAACUGCAGCAUGCUCCCUCCUUCCGAAUCUUUGUUAAGUCACCCCCAUUCAAGUAUUGCCUGCUCAACUCACACGGACAGUUGUAACUGCAGUCCUCUCUUUGGCGGAAUUUCCAACUUGCCCACAACUCUGCCUUCCGUUCAGGCACCGAAAGCUCAUUCUAACACAACGUCACAAGGACUAUUUCGACCCUUUCAGUCGGACGUGGAAAGAUCGUGACACAAAUUAUAGAACGCUGGUCGUGCCCAGUAUUCAAGACACUUCGACACAAAUUUCAUCAUCAUCGAAACUUUUUAAUCAGAUAUUUCACACAAAAGUGCUCAGCCUGCAAUCAUGAAUUAAUCUUAUUUGAUUGCAGGUUUGUCAUCAUGAUAUUUCAUCUUUUUUUCUAUCAAUAUUUUUGUUUUGCUGUUUUUAAACAGGGUAUACAUGUAAUAAAUUAAAAUAACUUAG
Messenger RNA from Magallana angulata, 1412 nucleotides. Its product is annotated as homeobox protein vab-7-like. The record is from RefSeq and is a predicted model, not a curated record. Gene Ontology annotation, biological process: regulation of transcription by RNA polymerase II. The transcript has 3 exons. Gene Ontology annotation, molecular function: DNA-binding transcription factor activity, RNA polymerase II-specific; RNA polymerase II cis-regulatory region sequence-specific DNA binding. Gene Ontology annotation, cellular component: nucleus. Lineage: Eukaryota; Metazoa; Mollusca; Bivalvia; Ostreida; Ostreidae. Bases 198 to 1178 code for a protein of 326 amino acids.